This is a messenger RNA of Fonsecaea multimorphosa CBS 102226, 831 nucleotides long. RefSeq lists its product as uncharacterized. Gene Ontology annotation, biological process: protein transport; Golgi organization; intra-Golgi vesicle-mediated transport. Bases 1 to 831 code for a protein of 276 amino acids. Gene Ontology annotation, cellular component: membrane; COG complex. The record is from RefSeq and is a predicted model, not a curated record. Lineage: Eukaryota; Fungi; Ascomycota; Eurotiomycetes; Chaetothyriales; Herpotrichiellaceae. The transcript is spliced from 2 exons.
AUGAGCAAUCGCUUCUAUUUUGGCGGCUCUGACUCUGGCUCAGACGCCGAUGACAACGAUGCCUCGCUUCCCUUUCCCAAGCCAUUAGAGCGCACGGCCUUCCUAGCUCCAGACUUUGAUGCCGCCACCUUUCUGUCCAGUCUGUCAAACCGAUUUCAGACGCUUGAAGACCUACAGGCAGAGCUGCGCGAACUGAGCCAGACCCUCAACAAAGAGCUCGUUGAUCUUGUCAACGACAAUUAUCAGGAUUUUUUGUCGUUAGGAAGCACGUUGUAUGGCGGGGAAGAGAAGAUAGAAGACAUCCGACUGGGGUUGUUAGGGUUUGAAAGAGAUGUCAAAGCAGUCAGAGACAAAGUUGACACAAGGAGGAACGAGGUAGCUGAAUUGUUGAGACAGAAAAAGGCUCUGAGACAAGAGACGAGCGUCGGACAGGCGUUGCUCGAAAUUGCGGAACGUUUAGAUUUGCUGGAAGAAAAGCUCGAAAUCUCGACAUCCACAAAGAUCAAGAGCCAACCUCAAGACGGUGGCGGUGAGCAGUGGGGAGAUGAAUGGAUCGAAGAAGCGACUGCCAACGACGUUGAUGAGGAAUUCAACUCGGAUGGGGUCGAUGGAGUCCCUCCCAGAUUACAGCGAAGGACUGAAGAAUUCCUCAUUUUGAAAUACCUGGCAAGCAAACACAGUCCGCAGCACCCUUUUCUCUUGGCCCAAGAAGGACGAAUCCGCAAGAUUCAAGAGAUCCUACUGUCCGACCUAGAAAUGGCCAUCAAGCAGGAAACCGAAGUCAAGUACAAACAACAACUGAUGCAGAUACGUGGAGCAAUCGAAGAGUGA